UUUUCGUUCGAUCUUCCUGAUUCUCCCUAAUCUGGACGAGACGUUGUCCUGUUGAUCUCACCCUGACGUUUCGGAGAAAAAGAGAAGGGAAGAAGCAGAUCGCGACGCCAUCACCGCGUCGCCGACGCUCGCAGCACCAAAACCUCUUGAUUCCUCUCUUGCCUUCGUUUCUCUGAUCUAGUUUUGUCGGCAGGAUGGAACCCCUCACGCCUCACGAAGACCGUCGUCGAUCUAGAGAUUCAGAGGAAAAUGACGAUGGGGGCAAGCAGGGAUCGAGGGGACGGGACAAUGAGACUGACAGAGGCGAGAUGGGCGAUCCCGCAACAGAUCUGCCUCUCCCCUUCCGUCGUCGCUACCUCUCCCCUUUCCUCCCCAAAUCCCUAACAAUAUCGCAGCAUGUCUGCUUCUGCAGGCUCCACAUCACCCUCUCCCUCGGCCUCUUCCAACCCGUGUUCCUCGUCACACUGGUGUACAUCGUGAAAAUCUCCGUCAAGAAGAGCAUGCCUCGCGGGUCUUGGGCCAUCCUCCCCAUCUCCGCCACCCGCUUGCGCAUCCUCCUCCCCUAAUUAAUCCCUCCUAUUGAGGUAGGCGAAAGAUGAAGGGGAAAGGAAGGAACUCUAUUUCCAAUUAAUCCCUCCAAUAGAGGUCUGAGGAAGAUGAAGGAGAAAGGGAGGAAGAAGUUGAAGGGUUGGGAGAUGGGAUUCUGUUUUUCUUUCAUUGUUAUAAUUAUAGUUUUAUAAUUUAUACAAUUAAUAAUAAAUAAUUGGAAAAAUUGAUAAAAUAAUAAAGAAAAAUAUACAAGCUGACGUGUAAAUGUAUUUGCCACGUGAGAGUCAACUAACCGUUGACCGGACGGAAAUUUAACGAUUUGGCUAUUAAAUUGUUUUUGAAAAAGUUUGGUUAUUAUUUUGUUUUGAACGAAAAGGUUUGGCUAUUAAAUUGUAUUUACCCUUUAGUUUAUUUAUUUUUCAGUGAAUAAAAUUAUUUGAUAAAAUGAUCUAAUAUCCAUGUGGCAUAGUCAAACAUUUGACAUUUUUCCACUUCAUAAAAAACUAUUAACAUUUUGCCACAUCAGAUUCAACUAACGGUUGACCGGAUGGAAAGUUAACGGUCUGAUUAAUAAAUUGUUUUUUAAAAGGUUUGGCUAUUAUUUUGUUUAAAAUGAAAGGUUUGGCUAAUAAAUUGUAUUUACCUUAUUAUUAUGCAGGUGCAACAUAUCAGAUGCGGACUUCUUAGAUUCUAAAAAGGACACAUACAGAGAUUAUGGCUCUCCUGCUUUAACAUCACUUCUAGUAGGCGACCAUCUGUAAGGUACCAAUAUGCUAUUGAUGUUUAUUUCUGUUCACCAUCAAGCUGCAGCUUGUCUGGUAAUGUUUUGGGCGCGAUAUAUUCCUGUUGUGAUUAAUAGUAGACGGUGAAAGUAGGAAGUGCAUAUAGGGUCCCCGACGCUUAAAUUGAGAGAUAUUUGUGUUAGUCCAUAGAUAUGGUACCGGUUCUAAAGAAAUAGUUUAAUACCAAGACAAGUCUGGCAGCAGAUUCUGGACCAUAUUUCAAAAGAGUAAAAUUCAUAAGUUCAAUCCACCUUAACGUGGCACGGUAUGCAGAUCGUAAUACUACACCACCAAACUCAAAAUUGCUCCUUGUUCAUCAGUAUGCUAACGUCAGUACUUAUAUUGUUUUAAAAAAAAAAUAAGAAACGAAAGAAAAAGCCCAAAUAAAAAAAACACCUAAAUUUAUGGAAUAUCCACAGGUACUCGUUAUCCGCCCUGUAUAGAUAAUGGGUAUCCAUUAACCGUAUGAGUUUGAGACAUGGGAAGGAGUUCUCUCCAAAUGGCUGGGUACCCGUUUCAGACGAAACGGGUACCCAGUCUCAUCCUGCUGCCCACCCCUACUGAUAAAGAUAUUGUCUGUUUUAGGCAUACCACAAUACGACUUUGCACUUUUGUUUUUUGGGUGCAUUAUAAUGACAUCCUAGCAGGUUACCAAUCGUUACACGCUCCACACUAACCACUUUUAACUUCAGAAUUCAAAGAAUAACUCCUCUAUUUCAACAUAAAAUGGAUCUUGUAAAUUAAUGUUUGAUCGUCCUCUGUCAAUAAGAAUUUGUUCCGGCUCCAAUUAUUACCAUCCUUUGCAACUGCGUGUUUGCAUAUGUAAGACAUAUACUUGCCUUACUAACUAUUCUUUGUUAUAGAACCUUGAGGCAAAUACACAAAAGCAGAACUUGUUAAAUGCUAACGACAAGAUCAACUCUGUCACUCCUAUCUGCGGAGAAGAUUGGACCCUUUGGAGAAGAGCCCAAAGGCCAUCCUAAAUUAUAAGAUACACUAAUCAAGCUGGAUGACGGAAACGCAAUGAGGAAGUCACACCCUUGCUUUCGAAUGUAGAAAAACUUGAAAUCUGCCUGAUGCAAUAGAAGGGUAAAACAAAUUGUAGAGUGAAUCGAUGGUCGAAAACCAAGUACAAGAGAAUUAAAGCCUCGUUCAUUCGUAAAAACCAGUUCCCCACACUAGUAGGCUAUCCUAGUAUAGUAACCGAUCUCCACAUAACACCUAAGAGUUUCAAACUCAACAGCAUACAGUCACAGUGAAAGUGGGUGGUGGAAUAAUGAGCUCAGAAGGAAGCACUUUAUUCUUCGGCAUCAUGCUGCCAUGAGCUCACCAAAAUUUCGCAUGAGGAAAAUGGAUCCAGCAAACACUCCAAGAGCUCGUACCAGUUUCUGCACAUCAGGAAGGGUACGUUAAACAUAAUAGUAGCGAGGAGCAUAUCAAGGCAUAGGUCAACCAUGGUUGGAGCUCAAACACACGGAUUAUGAAAAGCAAAAUCAAGUACGAGGUCACCAAAAAAGGCACAGUUAUAAGACUGAUUGGAAAGUACAUGAAGCAUAAAUUGCAUCUGGAAUAACUUAAUUGGUCAAGAAUUGGAGGUUUUGAACUUGGUAAGGCUUGUUUAAGCUGUUCAACUUGUGUAAAAUGGCAUUCCCGGUAUCAAAUGAAUGACCAACACAGGAGCUUUUUAUCACUAUAGUCCCUAUCCAUGCAAGAAUCAAGUUUAGCAGUUCAUUUAUUUGGGCUCUGAAAGCACCUCUAUAAGCUUCAUAAAAGAACUCCUCCAAGAAGCUUUCUCAGAGGGGCGUAUACUACAAAAUAUCCUGCCCUUUUGAUUGAAAUAUAACCAUUUUGUAACUUGAAAUAUAAUUUCUGACUCUUUAAGAUUCAAAUUUCCGUUCACGCACUGAUCUUCCCAUCUCCAACAUUAAAUCAGGAGGGUGAGGUAGGCAAAAGCAUGGUCUUGGCACCUAAAAUGGGAAUAUGGAACCUCACCAACCACUGCAGCAAAAUGUUCCCUUGAAUAUAUUUACCCAACAAAUCCUAUUUCCAAAGUACGACUUCUAUGAGCAAUAGAUAACACAACAACAACGACAACAAGAACAAGAACAAGAACAAGAAAGAAACACUCUUCAGACGCCUAAGAAAAUAAAGAACUCGGCCAAUACACAUCUAUUAUGUCAAAUAAAUCAUUAAACGUGUUCUUCGUCCAUCUUAACAUUCUUAUUCAGCUUGCAAAUUGAGACAAUAAACUUGACAUAUAACU
Molecule: messenger RNA, 3594 nt
Organism: Linum trigynum
Lineage: Eukaryota; Viridiplantae; Streptophyta; Magnoliopsida; Malpighiales; Linaceae
Source: the annotation of a GenBank genome assembly